Molecule: messenger RNA, 2329 nt
Organism: Bactrocera tryoni
Lineage: Eukaryota; Metazoa; Arthropoda; Insecta; Diptera; Tephritidae
Gene: Tsp26A
Product: tetraspanin-5
Exons: 7
Coding region: 316-1257 (313 amino acids)
Biological process (GO): protein maturation; protein localization to plasma membrane
Cellular component (GO): membrane
Source: RefSeq, a predicted model, not a curated record
UAAGGAAAAACUGAUCUGACAAGAAAAGCUUACAAGAAAACUUCUAUAAAUAUUUUUGUUACAAAUUUAACCCACAUCAAAAAAUUCCAAUAUAUCGCAAUGUUGAAUAAAUAAAAAAGAGAAUAUGCAUUUAUAGCAAUAUUUUUAAAUUUAUUAUAGUGGUUAUUGUAAAGACGAAGGGAAUACUUUUGUAGCUCAAGGCAACAGCCUAGGGAAAGCAAAUUCUACAUUCUUUUGUAUAAGGUCAAUUUCAUACAAGUCAAUUUUUUUUGGUAGUAUAGCAAACAUAUAAAUAUAUAUAACAAAGUAACAAAAAUGCCUUCCGUACGGAAAUACCGUCGCGAAACCACUGAGAUAAGCUGUUGUUUAAAAUAUCUACUCUUCAGCAGCAACGUAGUUGUUUGGACUGCUGGAUUAUGUGUUCUGGCCGUUGGUAUUUGGGCUUGGAAUGAAAAAGAUAUGUUCAGUAAUUUGGCUAAGCUAACAUUUAUAGCCUUAGAUCCGGCCUUUGUAUUAAUUUGUACGGGCACAAUCACAUUUAUAAUUGGCUUUACUGGAAGCGUUGGAGCGCUACGAGAAAAUACCUGUCUCUUGUCACUGUACGCAGUAUUUCUGUCGUUGCUGCUGACAUUUGAAAUCAGCUUGGGCAUAUUAACUUUUGUACUAAAGGAUAAGGGUUGGAUAAAAGAUCAAGCUACCGAGGGAUUACGUGCCUUCAUAAUCCACUACCGUGAGGAUCCAGAUCAGCAAAAUCUUAUCGACUGGAUACAAGAAGAUUGGCUGCAGUGUUGUGGAAUUGAUGGCCCAAAAGAUUGGGAUAGCAAUAACUAUUUCAAUUGCUCAUCCAGCGCUAUUGGGAGUCGGGAAGCAUGUGGAGUGCCGUUUUCAUGCUGCCGUCGGCGACCAACCGAAUUAAUAAAGAAUAAGCAGUGUGGCUACGAUGUGCGCAAAGAAGGAUAUCCGGUGGAACGACACAUCUAUGAGCGCGGUUGUUUGCGAGCAGGCGAAGAUUGGCUGGAAGCACACCUGAUUAGUGUAGCGUCUUCCUGCAUUUGUAUACUUGUAGUGCAGAAUUUUGAAUUAUCGAAAAUCAUUUACGAAAAAGGCUGCGUACAAGCGGGUGAAGAGUGGAUUGAGCGUAAUUUAAUUAUAAUUUCAACCAGCGUUAUUAUACUUAUUUUCGUACAGAUACUUGGCAUUUGCUUCACACAAAAUCUACGCGCCGAUAUAAAUGCGCAAAAAUCUAAGUAUCACUGACAAAUACCUUCCGCCGCGCCAUGCAAUGGCAUACCGCCAAGGCCCACUGCCAUUUAGGUCGGCUACAAGACCCGCGGCAGCAUGUGGGUGUAGUAUGAAAGAGUGCAUAUGUGAAAAUGAACGGGUAAAGUAAUGCAAAGUAAACUAGUUAAACGGUUAAACGUAAGCUUUAAACUUCCGACUAUGCUACCAUUAUGAGUUAGAGACAUAUAUGUACAUAUAUACCGAACUUAGAGAAACAUAGAGACAUGCAAACACCUAUACUGAGAAAGCAACAUCAACUGAAUAGUGAUUAAGGCUUUUUAAAGUUCGAUUUGUAUGAAUUUAGUUAUAUAUUUACACUUUUUAGUUAACAAAUAUUAAAAUCUCGUACGAUACAUGCUUCCACUAAUUUUCAAGUUAAACUCAAAUUGCAGCUGUGAUAACUCUUUUGGUCAGCUUUCAAAAUACUCACCCCAACAAAACAAAACUAACUUGACUUAUAAUGAUGCAACUCAAGCUAAGCAAACAAAGGUUAUAUGCUACAUACAAAAAUAACACACCUAUGUAUAUACAUAUAUUUUUUUUUUCACAACAACUUUGAUGCACUUGAAAAGUCUAUUAAGUAUAGCAAACUGUAACCUGAUAUACUGUUUUGUUGCUAUUUAAACGCAAUAAGUGAAGAUAUUACUAUUAGUCCAGAAAAAGUAUACUGCAUAAGUAAAUGUCUAUUUUAAAUACACUCGUCCUUAUGUGGUUGGAGCGCAUGCAUAUUAUUCGGGACGGAAGAAAAAAUGCGCUCACGGCCAUCUAACUAUUUAUCAGCAGAGUCAAGUAAAGACUAACUGUGUUAAUGCUCUAUUCAAUAUAAAUAAAAGGCUCAAACCAAAGUAAUUAAGCAGAUUUAGUCCUACGAUUAAAUAAACUAAUAAGUGUGACGAAAAAGUACUCGGUGAGUUUUGUUAGCUUAAACGAAACGCAAAAAUCUAGUUAUUUUGUGAGACCACAAUAAGUGAGUAUAAAAUUACUUUUACACGUUAGGAAUUACACUUAAAAUGUAAACUAAAUAAAAAUAGGCGAUAUGACAUAUGCA